This is a messenger RNA of Tetrahymena thermophila SB210, 3180 nucleotides long. RefSeq lists its product as hypothetical. The transcript has 10 exons. The record is from RefSeq and is a predicted model, not a curated record. Lineage: Eukaryota; Ciliophora; Oligohymenophorea; Hymenostomatida; Tetrahymenidae.
AUGGAUUAAGCAUAUAAGCAGUUUUUAGUUACUGAUGAUUUAAAAUUUACAAUUGAAUGGUCAUCUAAUUAACUUAUCUUGAUAAACAAUCUUGAUCCUAAGCAAAAAGCUUAACUCCAUAUAAAUGAGCAAAUAGGAAAAUAAGUUUAAGUUUGUAUCUCUGAAAACUAUGUAGCGUAAACAAUAUAUUUAAGUGAAGGAUCUUAUCAGUUUAUAUUAAGGGAUUACUCUAAAUUCACUCAAGCAAUAUCUACAGAUCCAAAAAAAGUUAACAUUCCUUCACCGAUUGUUGCUAUUUAUGAAUAAAACAAACACACAAUAUUACUCUUCACAAAAGAUUAUGAAAUAUAUAGUUUAAAGUGGAAAUUGAUCACAGAAGAUUCAGAAGUAAAUCCUUACACAUGUAAACAGCCAGUUUCUAUUCAUCUUUAGCUUGAACUAAAUAAUAGCAAAUAAAGUAAAGAAAACUAAAUAUAAAUGGAAGGAAAACUGAUUAAAAUGAAAUAUGAGAAAACAGUCGAGUAUAGCUUUUUCUAUUUGCAAUCUUCGAAUUGUAAAAGAAUAUACAAAGUUUAGUAUAAAGAGGGAUAAACUUGGGUUUAGUCUUGCAUAUAGUGUGAUAAAGAAAGCUCAAUAUAGGAUUUCGAUGUGUAUAAUGGGAAAGUGUAUGCAACUUUGAUUAAAUAAAAACAAAAAGCAUUUACUUUAGCAACAGCUGAAGAAUUAAGUGAUAAAUUUAGCCAGGAAAAGGAGAUAGACUGUAUAGAAAAUGCAUACUAAAUAAAUACUCAUCUUUUCAAAAUAAUCGAUACAUUUAAUAACGAAAUUUACAAUUAUAUUCUAAUUUCUUACCUUCUUAAAAAAUAAGACAACUAAAAUCAGCUUAAUGUGAUUUUGAUUGAUUUGAAUCUUCAAUAAAAUUUGAAUAGCAAUUAAAUUUUAGAAAAACGUAUUGCUAUUGGAACGAUUAGUUGUACAAAUAAUAGAGCAGAAGAUAUUCAAGCUUUGCAUUUUAAGAGGGUUGUGAAUCUCAAAAGAAAUAACAAGGUAUUUAUUCCACUAUAUGAGAAAACAUUGCUAGGUAAUGAAAAUAGUAUCAUUGUUAACACUAUUUAGCUUUAAAAAGCAGAAAUAGGAUGCUAAGAAAACAAUCAAGAAUAAUGUGAUAAUCUCUUUUAAUAACUUGUUUUAAAGAAAAAUAGCAUUUAUGAUAAGAGCUAUGUACUUUAAAGACCAAAUCAAAUUAUUGAUGAAUAUAUUUAAAUAUAGCAAAACAAAAUUCCUAAUUAUAUUCAAAACUAUAAUCCUGAUUUUAGUCCAAAUUUGGAUGUUUAAAGCUUGAAAUUUCUUUAUCUAUUGAUUGUAAAUAAGCAACACACUCUGCUUACUGAUAUUAUAAAUACCAGGACAAUAGUUAGAAAAAAUUAAGAAGUAUGUGAAUAUCUUAUUUUGAACUUAGAAUAAUUAGAAAAGGAGUUAAGCUUUCUCAUGUUUUAGAACGAUGUGCUUAAAUCUAUUAGAGAAACAAACUUCUUAAAUUUUAAUAAGCAAGACUACAAAUAAUUUUAUGAGCUAGUAUAGAUUAUAAGCGAAAUUUUUAAUUCAAUACUUGUGAGAAAAUAAAAAGAAGCAUUUGAAGAUCUGAGAGAAAGAAAUUUAAGUUGCAUUAGUCCUGAACAUUAGAUUUCUAUAAAUAAUGCAAAUUCCCUCAUCGAAUAAAUAGCUUCUUAGAUUUCAAUAAUAAAAAUAUCAGGCUGGUUAUUAGAUUAGAACUUUUAAAAUAAAAAUUUGAGCUAAUUACUAUUUUCUUCUGAUUAUUAUGUCAAAAUAAUCUAGCAAUAAAUAGUAAAUAGAUAAUAUGAUUUGAGUGGCAUAAUAAAAGAGAGAAACAAUUUAUUAGAUAUAAAUCAAACUUUUAAUGCACUAUUUUGUGAUAAAAUAUUUCAAGAAACUACUUCCUUUGAGUUGUUUGAUCCUAUAAAGAUAAUCAAGACUUUCGAAUCUAAUAAGUCUGUUGGAAUUAAUUUGCAUUCAUUUGCUCUUUACAGAUAUAUUUAUGAGUUAUCAAAACUUAAUUAGGACUUUGAUUUAGCCCUUCAAAACUAUGAGAAACAGCUUUCUUAUCUUUCAAAUAAUGGUUAUGUUAACUCAAUUGUAAAUGUGAGUAAUGGAUAGUUAUUUAGGUGCUUAUGUUUGAUUGAUGAUUUAAACUAAAAAAAUAAACUUUAGGUUUUUAAUUUAAUUAUUGAAAAUAAAAAAAUUAUUCAAAGCUUAAGUCCUGAUCUUAUUCUUUUUAUAAUUUGUACAUUUGCUGCUCAUUCUUUUAAAGAAGAAUCAUUUCUUUUAAUUCGUUAAUUUAACAAAGAAAUUGAUUGGAUACAGGCUAGUUAUCCAUCAAUCCUCGUUAAUAUUUACCUGAAGUUUAAUAGUGUAAGCUAAGCUAUGUAAUUCAGCUUUGCAAUUAAAAACUGUACAACUCUGAUUGAAAGAAAAGAAACAAUUUUACAAGAAUUAAUUCCUAAAAUAAUAGAGAAAGGAUAAGAAGAGAUGCUUUUUAGAGAAGAACUAAUGCUUUAUCAGGAUGAGCAGUUAGUCGAAUCAUUCUAUAGCCUCAUUAAUAGUGGAAGAAAUUAACUAAUUUUAAUUUUUAUUAAAUAUUUAAUUUACAGAAAUUAAUACCUAACAGCUAUGGAGGUAUUUGAAAAUUAUUAAAAAACGAUAGUUAACUGCUUUGAAAAAGAAUAAAUUGAGUUUAUUUUAGCUCUUUUUUCUUCUAUUCUUAAAUAGUAUUCUUCUAUCUAGUGUUAGGAAUUAAUUUAAUCUUACUAAUUUCUAACUCAAUACAACGUUUUGAGAUAGGGUAAUUAAAACUAAAUGAAUGUGGAAAGCACAAACAAAAACUUUGCAAAUAAUAUACUAAGCUCUUCAAUAAAAUCUUAUAACCUACUUUAGUAAAAUUUUAGUACAAAGAAGCCAUAAUAAAACUUUGAAGAAAAUAACUUUUUAGGUUUAAUAAACUAAGAUAUUAGUAAAUUUUAAGCUUAUGACUAGAAUUAAAUGAUAGUUGAUAACGAUAUUAAUAUGACACCUCAGCAGUCAUAUGAUAGAUUAGACAUGAGCCAAAGCAAAAAGAGCAAAAGAAAGUGGACAACUUCUAAAAAAAAACUUUCUCCAAAUUGA